Molecule: messenger RNA, 1441 nt
Organism: Dufourea novaeangliae
Lineage: Eukaryota; Metazoa; Arthropoda; Insecta; Hymenoptera; Halictidae
Gene: Snm1
Product: protein artemis
Exons: 2
Coding region: 260-1441 (393 amino acids)
Biological process (GO): protection from non-homologous end joining at telomere; double-strand break repair via nonhomologous end joining; interstrand cross-link repair
Molecular function (GO): damaged DNA binding; 5'-3' DNA exonuclease activity
Source: RefSeq, a predicted model, not a curated record
GCUAAUUGUUUUGCAAUAACAACGAAUGUCGAACUGAGUGUACUUCAAUAUAAUAUAACCAUCGAAUCGAUCGAUCAAUACCCCACAUGGCGGAUUUGUGUGACUAAAGUUCCUCUGUUAAAUUCACUAAUUGUUCGUACAAAGUUGUAUAAAUUGUUGGUUUAUUGGUUUGAAGCUGACUUCUUCUGAAAUCUCUAUUUUGUUGAUACAGUGUACGUGCAAUUUACAGUUACAACCUACAAAAUUGAAUCAAUAUAUAAUGUCAACUUUUCUUGGGCUUGUUAAGGAAAUACCUGGGAUCUCUGUGGAUCGUUUUGAUGGAGAAAAUUUAAUGUCUUCCGCAUUCUUUCUAACGCACUGUCAUGUCGAUCAUAUGCAUGGUUUGUCAGAUAUGUUUUUCAUGGAUUUAGAUGUAUAUAACAAACAUCUUUAUUGCAGUUCUAUUACAAAGGCAUUGUUACAGAAUAAAUUUAAGUGUAAAAACUCUUCUAUUAAAGAAAUAGAUAUUAAUAUACCUGUUGUUGUAGAAUAUAAACUACAGAAUGAAGAAAAAAUCCUUAUUACUGUAACUUGUAUUUCGGCAGGACAUUGUCCAGGAUCUGUGAUGUUUCUGUUUGAAAGAAAUAACGUGUCUGUAUUAUAUACUGGUGAUUUUCGCAUUAAUCCAAUGGACUAUCCAAACUUAAAAGGACUACAUUACUAUGAAAACUCUAAGUUACUACCUAAAACAUUUACCAAAAUCUAUUUGGAUACAACAUUUUUGAGUAAUGACUUUUCUUCUUUUCCUACCAGAAAAGAAAGUAUAGUUAAAAUGAGUAGUGUUGUUCGUGCUUGGUUAAGCGAAGACCCAAUGAAUGUUGUCAUUCUGGAGUGUUCUGCUACAUAUGGUUCUGAAUUUCUCUUUGUAGAACUUUCUAAACUUUUAAAUAUGAGAAUUCAUGUAAAAAAUUAUGUAUAUGACAGUUACUGUCGAAUUGAUCAGUUGCUUGAUCAUGUCACAAAUAAUCCAUAUAGUACACCAAUUCAUGCGUGUAAGAAAAAAAUAUCCCAGUCAGGUUUAUUCUGUAGACACGAUGUAAGCGACAUAAACAUUUUAACAAUUAUUCCAUCUGCAAUGAAAUGGAGGGGAAGAGAUACAAGUGUAGUAGGAGAAUGGGAUGAUGUUAAGAAAAGAACAUUUAAUGUAUGCUAUUCCACACAUUCCUCUUUUAAUGAACUCUCAGCAUUUCUUCAAUAUUUUAAUGCAUUGGAAAUAUAUCCGUGUGUAGUUAAGCCUGAGAAUGAAAUAGAAAUUUAUUCUUUAUUAAAUGAAAUAACAAACAAACCACAUCAACGAGAGUCAGUUAAGAAGGAAUAUAAAUUGGAAUUACCUAAUCAUAAAGUAUUAAAUGACCAUUCAUUUAAGUCUAAAUACUUUAGCAGCGAUGAGGAUAGUUUAUGA